GCAAUGCAUAAAGUUGAACCCCGUGGAAUGCAUAAGCUUCAUUCUGGAAUACAUGAACAUGGAUAUAGUGACUUCUUUCAUAUGCCAAGCAGAUUAAGACCCAAACAAAUUUGAUCCGACUCCUCAAAGCUCGAUGAUCCUGCGACUGAAGCCAGACUCAACACCACCGCAAACAGGAACACCGGUGACUGCCGAGUCAUCUGUACUCUCACUCUCCACUGAAACUCUGCAAAGCAUAUGUCGUUGUUUGACACUCUUUCCCCCCUCUGAUAUCUUGAACCAACAAAAGGGUAGUUCUAAUUCAGAAGGAUAUGAGAUACCUGCAACCCUUGCUUGUUCUUCUUGCUGUUCUUUUUUUGUCUCUUGUUUGAACUGGUUAUACUGUUUGAGCAAUUCCAUAGUAGUUAUUUGUAACAUAAAACUGAAUUUUAGGAAAGGAACAUGGCAAAAUUAG
Lotus japonicus is the source of this 454-nucleotide messenger RNA. RefSeq lists its product as uncharacterized. Lineage: Eukaryota; Viridiplantae; Streptophyta; Magnoliopsida; Fabales; Fabaceae. The coding region runs from base 134 to 454 and encodes 106 amino acids. The record is from RefSeq and is a predicted model, not a curated record. The transcript has 3 exons.